AUGGAGAAACCAGAGAGAACCUCACGCCUAAGAAUUUUCGAGAAGCCACUCCUUGGCUUGUGGUUGGGGACUUUAAUGUGGUUUUUGAGGUUACUGAUAGAGUUGGUGGAUUCUCAAAAAUGGAGAGCCUUAGGGUUGGUUGAUGAGAUGCGCACUAGAGGUUCACACUUCACUUGGACAAACAAGCAAGCUAAUGAGGACAGAAUCUACUCUAAACUGGACCGAAUGUUUAUAAAUGAAGAUUGGUUGGACUCAUUCCCUCAUGCUGAAGCUGUUGUUAACUGGGAAAUGCUAUCUGAUCAUUGCUUUUGCAUUAUCAAAUCUGGAGCUGCCUUGAACUGUGGUGUCAAACCUUUUAGAUUUUUUAAUAGGUGGACUGAUCAUGAUAAUUUUAAAGAGACAGUGAUGCAGAGCUGGUGCAAGCCUAGUAAGGGUCAUGUUCUAGAAAGAAUAAUAAGGAAAUUGGGUAGGCUCAAGCAUGUCCUACGCAAGUUUAACAAGAGAACUGUGGAUGAUGUAGUGCAGAACUAUACUAUAGCUAAGGAGAACUACCAAGCUGCUCAAAUUUAUCUUCAAGGUGACCCUCACUCAACAGAAUUGCAAAGAGAGGAAAGGUUAGCUGGUGAGAUAUUCUCUAAUCAUGCUAGAAUAUAUGACAGCUUUCUUAGAAAGAAAAGUAAAGUUAAUUGGCUUCGUUAUGGUGAUGAUAAUAAUGCAUACUUUCACGCUUGUUUAAAACAGAGAAGGGCUUCUAACCGUAUCACUUCUUUUGUUAAUGAGACUGGUCAGUUAAUUGAGAGGUUUGAGGAUGUAGUGGCUCACUUUGUGAAUCACUUUCGAAAAAUUAUGGGAAGUCAGAGUAAUGCCUCGGUGCCUAUUCAGAGGUCUUGUUUCAGAUAUGGUAACAGUUUGUCUUUGGACCAGCAGAUUUGUUUGAUAAAGCCUUUUACUAAAAAGGAAGUGGAAGAUGCUUUGUUCAGUAUUAGUCCAAUUAAAAUUUCGGGUCCUGAUUGGUAUGGAUCAGGAUUCAAGGGGGCUUUAGAGGUAAAAAAAGGUCUACGACAAGGGGACCCUAUUUCUCCUUGGUUUUUUGUGCUAGUAAUGGAAUACUUUACUCGGCUUCUCUUUCAAGCUUCCCUAAACAAGAAUUUCAUAUAUCAUCCAAAGUGUAAGAAUCUGAAAAUUGUUAACCUUUGCUUUGCCGAUGAUUUGGUGAUAUUUUGCAAGGGAGCUUCUAACUCGGUUCAGAUAAUUAAAGAUUGUUUCACUGAGUUCAGUUUGGCAUCUGGUCUGUCAGCCAAUUUGGAGAAAUCUCAGGUUUUCUUUGGGGGUUUGGCUGAGUUAGAGACUAAACAGCUGUUAAAUAGGCUCCAAUUUACUGAAGGGUGCAUUCCUCUAAAAUAUCUUGGAGUUCCUCUUCGGACUACAAAAUGGAAGGCUGGCGACUGUGCUAUUAUUAUUAAAAAGAUCCAGCUGAAGCUUCACACUUGGUCUAGUCGUCAUCUCUCUUUUGCUGGGAGGGCUCAAUUGAUUAAUUAUGUUCUACUGGGUAUCCGAACAUUCUGGAUGAGUAUUUUCAUUCUUCCCAAGAGUGUUAUCAAGGAAAUAGAUCAAUUAUGCAGAAACUUUCUCUGGGGGUUCAAGGACAGUAACAGCAAUCGAAGUAAAAUGCAUCUUAUAGCCUGGGAUCAAGUGUGCCUACCUAAGAGCCUGGGUGGUCUUGGUUUUAAGGAAGGGUCCAAUUGGAAUAAAGUGUUACUAGCUAAAUUUUUUUGGGUUGUAUCCUCUAAACAAGACAUUCUUUGGGUGAAAUGGGUAGAUUCCAUUUAUCUUAAGGGGCAGAAUUUCUGGGAAUAUAAAAUCCAAUAG
Messenger RNA from Humulus lupulus (European hop), 1869 nucleotides. RefSeq lists its product as uncharacterized. Bases 1 to 1869 code for a protein of 622 amino acids. The record is from RefSeq and is a predicted model, not a curated record. NCBI's taxonomy places the organism in Eukaryota, Viridiplantae, Streptophyta, Magnoliopsida, Rosales, Cannabaceae. The transcript has 2 exons.